Amoebophrya sp. A25 is the source of this 4580-nucleotide messenger RNA. NCBI's taxonomy places the organism in Eukaryota, Dinophyceae, Syndiniales, Amoebophryaceae. The record is from the annotation of a GenBank genome assembly.
GUGGCAAGUAGUAGAUAUCUACAUGGGAGUAGAUCUUAGCUGCAUGCUGAUUCGAGAUAGAGAUAGAGAGAGAGGAGCCCUUGACUUUUGCGUCACAACCUUUAUGAAGAAAGAAUGAAGAAUAUCCACGUGCUUGCAUCUAUCGCUGCGACCGCGGCUCUUGCGGCGCCUCUGGAAGAGAUCCCCGAGCGUAUUCGGGGCGCAUUUUUUGGAGCUCUUGUCGCAGACGCGUUGUGCUUAGGAAGUCACUACGAGUAUUAUGGCAAGGAGGGAUAAGAAAAUAAUAUCUAACUCCAGUGUACUACUAGGAUUUUCUCGAAAAGACAUCAACUAUAUACAAAACAGAUAUACAAAACAGUUUCUUCUUUGGGCAUUUAGCUUAACGUAUUUUGCGAUCUAGUUUAUAAAUGCCUUGUAUCUAAUCCGGAUCAGAUAAAGAAUGGAACUUUCUCUAUCUUUAUUUUCAACAUCAUGUUUUCUUUGGCUCCAAGAGACUGACGCACCUACUAUCAAGCAAGCAUAUGGCGGGAAAGCUCCGGAGAGGUAUCUAUUAUGGCUUUAUCCUUCAGAUAUCCUGAGUGCCUAUCUCUGAGUGCAAUCUCUCUCUUAACUUCAAGUGGAAAACAAAAGGGAAAGAUGUCGCAACUCCCUCACUCGGUCACUCACUAACCAAUUCACCCACUCACUCACCCACCCACUCCAACACUCACCCACCCCAAGAAGAAAAGGACAAUGAUCGACCACCUGCUCUAAAUCGAGCACCUGGGGAAUGGCUUGGCGGAUCCACGCACGGAGUCGGAUGGGGCAGACGCAACUAUCACCCAGGACAAAAAGCGGGCGAUCAGACGGACUACGGACAAUUUAUGGUGCUGCAUCGAAGAUUUUCAUUAUCCAUUAUCGGGAAGUGUGACUGUGGAGUGUUGUGGGUGUACAUCGUCCCCUGUGGAGUUUUUAUCGUCCUGGUCGUGUCGAUCUCGUCGCCAGGUCUAUAAGAUAAUGAUAAGCCACAUAGUGAAGAUGAAAAUGCACCGCCACAGAAUCUUCACUCACGUUGUCAGGAUAAUGAAGAGCUACCGUGAAACGUCUAAGAAAUACAACUUGCUCAUGCUAGAAUUCUUCGCAAAAGAUAUGAAGGAAAAGAGCAGUGAUUACUUGUCAGUGUUAUUUGUGAUCCACUGAUAGUCGUUUUCUUCAUCUAGUACGCACCGAACUCGAUUCGGUUACACAAUAGGCACUGAAUUAUCACAACUAUAGAUUGUAGAGCUGUACUAAGACAUGACAUGACUCCUUAUGGAUUAGGGAGCAUUACCAAUGAUAAUUGAUGUACGUGUACACGUCACCUACACCGAAACCGCUGCAUGCCCAUCAAUAGAAGAUUUAAUUGAUACUGUGCUAAUCAUUAGAAAAGCAGUGCUGCGGUAGAUCUGGAGAAACUUAUACCGUUUUGGAAAAACGGUCUCGAAGCGGAUUCUUGGGGUGCUUGGCGAUGUACGCAGACAAAGCAAACCUUGCAACAGGUAUUUACUCUGUUGACAAGGACGUGACGGCUUGUCUGCUGACACGGAAAGAGAACUCGGCUCACGAUGAUGUCCUUAUCAUUAACAAUAUUACCCGUGCCAGCACAUUUAAGAAGUAUUACUCCUAUUAAUUUAGUCGAAGAUAAAUACUUUUGUUCUCUAUGGACUUCUAUGGUCGGGCUUCUCUUCCCACUGAGAAGUAGACCUAUUUUCCUUGCAAUUUUUCUUUGUUUUCAGGUGCGUGCCAAAGCACCUACUAGGUCUUUAGGCGGAAUGUCGAAUGCUAUGGCAGUUCGGUCAGCGUCAGUCUUCGGCGUCUACGCAAGCGAGAAAGCCGCAGCUAAAUUAAGCAGGGUCGUAGUUGUGUCUCAUUGUAUCUUCCAGCGCUGUUUGUUAAUAGUAGAAGUAUCCCAAUCCCAAUCCCUUUUUUAUCCAUCCGUUUUUGCAGCGGAUCCUGGCAUGCUGGAGAUAAUGCCACACUACAGCUCUAACUAAAGCUUCGCGAGCACUUCUUUUUACACACCGCAAUGGGGAGGCUUUAGCCGGCACAGAAUUCUUCACCAGAGCUGCGCACAAGGUCUUGUUACAAGGGAUUCCUUAUACGCAAAGGAACCUGUGCUUAACCCUAGAGAAAGUCCGAGAACGUGUGUUAGAUCACUGCUUCAAUUCUUUAUGGGACUAUCCACACUUAAUACUAGAUCCCUUGACUUUGAGCCCAUUAACCUUCAGGUAUUGAAUAACCUAUACUCUUUGGUAGAGUUCCCCACGUUGCCUCUUGUGUCUUCUCUUCUGAGGGCGCAGAGCAUCGCAUAGUCUAGGUGCUGGUAUGCUAGCCAGUGAUAGACUUCAUGGAAUGGAGUGGCUCGUUAUUUUUCCCUUCUUAUCCAAUAGAUUGUUUUUCGCGGGUUGAAGCCAGCAGCCGCGAUUCGCGCUACAUGUGACCAAAUGGGUGCCCAUGGAGCCACGAGUCGAACCGGCCGCUUCGUAAGGGAACAGUGUGUUAUGGCUUUUGACUUUGAUGUCUCGAACUUGUACUGCUGCUGGUGCUGCUGCUUUUGCGGACUAAGUACUUUAUCCUAUGGUCUGACACUGGUGAGUGAUUGUUUGCCGUUGUAAACUAGAUUAAUAUUAAAGAACGGUUAGCGUCGCGUGUCUUAUCCCUCACCUGAUUUUUCUAAAGCGCACAAAGGAUUUAAAAAAUUUGAAGAAGUGUCAAAAGCAGGAUCAGCGCUGGCUGCCGAGGAAUUUUCAGACGAUUUAGCUAUGACGAGCAUGGCCCGCUUGUGGGAGGUUGGAAAAACGGAACCUAUCAAAGUACUAGAUUUCUAAAUAGUCCACCAGUGUAGAAGACAAAAAUGUAGAUGUUGUACCAAAUAGAUGCAAAUUAGUCUUCCAAUCACCACAGUUGUACUUGUACUAAACUGCUCUGUACUAAUUAAUGCAUGAAUCCUCACUCCUACUAAUCUGCACCACUUUGACUUUGAAUAUCGAGAAUGACUUACCCUAGGUUGGCAAGGCAUCGCCGACCGAGGGAGUGAUGCCUUCUUGCAUAUACAUGAUACUUCGUUACGAAAACGACCCGAUUGCAGCUUAUCAGGCCAAUGCGAUUUAUGGAAAACAAUAGAUCAAUGAUUGUUGCUGUCAAAUGACUCCCUUGCGUACUAGUAUAGAAGCCAUCCGUCCAUGAUAUCCUGUGCCUUGAUGUUUAUUUUGGAUGCGACUUAGUUCAAAAGUGAGACGCAUAGGUGAGAGAGUCUGAAGAAAGACCAAGUGGAGAAUGGCGAAAGGAACCGGCUCUUAAAAAUUUCUCUGGCUAGAAUGAAUAGAUACAACUGACAACGAAUUAUAUAUACCGCUUCUAAAGAUAGGUAGGAGGUGAUAACGCGAGUCGCGCUGUCGCAAUAGGAAUGGUGUUGGGCGCUUACCACGGCAUCCAGAGUGUGCCUGGUCCGUUUCAGUCGGGCCUCAACGCGUGGAAAAAAAGCGAAAAGCUUUUAAAGAUUACGGCUUUCAGUCUCUCUCCCUCUCAAUUGUAGAUGCUUUUUUGACAGAUGUUUUUUACAUCACUCAAUCAAUCAAAGAGUAAAUUGAUUAAUCUGUCGAUGACAAACGUGGCCGAACUGUUGAUUUGACCUUCGAGCUACUCCGUCGACUCCAGUAAGUAGCUCCCCCCCCUCAAGUAAGUGGCUGUAAGCCUUCGUCAGAGGGAAACAAAACUUCUAACCCGAAGCUCCCACUAUUGCAGCCAAGCGCGCUGGACAACAUUAUGUUAGAUCCAGAGGCGAGUGCUGACGUUGGCGACCUGGAUGACGAUUUGUAGAAGGAAAACGUAGUGUAAUGCUCGCGCGAGUUGUAGUUGUAAAAGUGAAUACUGUAGUACUACUCGGGGGCUCUACUCCUGUAGUCAACAUUCGACUACAACAGGAGCACUCAUGAUGACUGCUUGUUGUGGGCUCAAUAUCAUAGUUUAUCCUCGUGAUGAUGUAGGCGUAGUACAAUAAUUUGAGACUUCGAAGAAAUUUGAUUAGCCACCGUCAUUGUGUGACGCUAACAAAGACACAUUACUUUAUUCCAGCAGCAAGUUCGCCGUCCUGUCUUGUUAGUUCUCAUCUACACAGGAAUCAUUUUUAGUAAGCCUCCACAAGACCACAAAGUCGGGCUUUCAACCCGGGAGGUGCAGAUAGAAAAUUCCUUAAGAACGUGCGCAAAUUUAAAGUUCGUUGCUUCUACGCAUUCAGAACUUAAAUCAAUACAACAUGAUAUCCCGUAGGCGUGUCGAGUGCGCCAAUCGAUUCGUGGACUUAGAUAUCAUGGUUAGGGAACUGCUAAGCUACCUUCUACGAUCUGAGUAUUCAAUCCAAGAAAACAAGCUGCUUCAUAAAGCUCUCUUGUUGUAUUUGCACUUCGUGGUUUGGGAAGUUUUUUAGAUCGACAACAACAUUUGAGGUGCAUGAUGAGACGCGAUCGUGUCACCUUCGCGGAUUUCUCACACUCUAUUCUUAGUGGCCGCAUAGUAGCCCCGCAUUGAGAUCUUAAUGCGUGACCCUGGGGGUUAUUCAAGAU